Molecule: messenger RNA, 687 nt
Organism: Puccinia graminis f. sp. tritici CRL 75-36-700-3
Lineage: Eukaryota; Fungi; Basidiomycota; Pucciniomycetes; Pucciniales; Pucciniaceae
Exons: 2
Coding region: 1-687 (228 amino acids)
Source: RefSeq, a predicted model, not a curated record
AUGAUCGUCCAAUGCCACGAAGAGGUGGUUUUGUUUUUGCUUGGUGCCGCGCCUCGAAGCCGUCGGGGGACUUCAGUUUUUAAGCUCGGGUUAUCUAAAACAUCUAACUUAACCCAAGUCCCUCGAUCGAAGGGCCUGUUGUACCAGGCUGGCGCAAGCGCCCCUCGCGAAGCGAGCCUCUUUCAUGAGAGGCUCGCUUCGCGAGUUGCCUCCGGCCCUCUGUCGAGGGGAUUUGUUAAGCUAGCUAAAACAUAUGCAGACAACGUCCCUUCACGAACUCGCCAUUUCCAUGAGGCGCCGAACUAUCUGUCGAAUCAGGCUUGCGCUCAUUUGGCGUGUAAUGAAAUGAACCCAACUAAGGAUACGAUGCGGUUGACAAUGGCAUGCGCGCUCUGCAACACUACUUUAAACAUUCCGACUUUCGAAACCCAUUCAUGGCUUGAUUCUCGAUGGGGCAAACUAUUGGCCCGCACGUUCGUCCUCGAAGGAUGUAAUAAUGAUCAUAGCCUUCCGGCUGGUCCUAUAUGCAAGUCAUCAAUACCCAGUGUCUGCCCAGGCCCGGCCGCCCUUCACCCCCCUAGCCAAAAUAUCUUUACACUGAUCGACAUGAGAACGGCGAAAUUCUCGAAAGCUUCAAGCAAGCCGACUGAAAAACUCGACGAAUGCUUGUAUAACUUUCUUCCUUAG